AUGCUCUUCUGGCUCGUGCUGGCAUUGCAGUGGGCGCUACUAGUCCGACAAUGCAGAACAAGCGGCACUUCGCUCCCGGCCGCGCUUGACCUCCCCUUCCUCGCCGCUCUCCUCGCAUCGGUUCUCUGGCAGGGACGACGGGAAGGCUGGAUAUGGACGAGUGCGCUCGCGCUGUGCUCAAGUGCGCUGGCAUACGGGGUCAGGACGAAGCACGUGGCUCGACUGAGGAGGCAUGAAGCGAAGCCGCAGGCGCCGAAAGACGCUUCGAAGAGUUCAGUCGUCUAUCGCUACAAGAUGUUGCCGGCUGAAUGCGACGAGCACGGUCGCGUCUAUGGCGGCGAGCUCCUCAAACUUAUCGACGUCUCGGCAGGUCUCGUUGCAGCCAAGCACGCAGGCGGUCCUUGCUUGACCAUCAGCGCGGAUCGCGUUAUCUUCCUCGAGGAGAUUCGGGUCGGAGACGUGAUCUCGCUCUCGAGUGCGGUCAACAGGGCUUGGGGGAGCUCGAUGGAGAUUGGCGUUCGAGUAAUGCGCCAAUCCCGCACCGACCCGCUCGGCCCCGAAACGUACUGCUCGCACGCGUACCUCACCUUCGUCGCCAAGCCCUCUCCACCGCCUCCUCCCGGCUCCUUCCUGUCCUUGACCGACGCCAUCGGCCUCACUCGCCCGCCCAAACCCCGCCGCGCCCAACUCCCCGAACUCAAGCCCUCCUCCCUCCUCGAACAGAAACGCUACCUCCUCGCAGGCCGUCGUCGCGCGCACCGCAUCAAACAAGCGAAGGAGAACGACCGGCGAAACUCUGCGUUCCGCGAGCAGGUCUACGCAAUCGAGCGCGAGUCGAGGCAGGGCGCUGCAGCGGCUGUGGACGAGCAAUUCGCGGACCGCGCGGCGUUGUUGGGUCAGUUGCAGGUCGAGUUGUUGAGUGAGAUGUUCAUGCGGGGCGAGUCGGAUGUCCGAGUCGACGGCGACGAGAUUAUUGGCGAGAUUGAGGGAUUCGUCGAGCCUGUCCGCGUCAAGAAGGCGCUUGUCGACCGGGCGGUACUCGCGAAGGGCCACGGCGGGUGGCACAAGAUCUCGCUCGCGACGGACGAAGACAUCGACCGUGCGGCGGGGCAUACGACGCGCGUCUCGCUCGACCCGCACGUACAGGCCGCCGCCUCGAUCGUCUCGUCCGUCCCGUUCGAGGCGACGCUGUCGAUGGGCUUGUGGAUCGUCAGGCCACAGCAUUGCAACUCAAAGUCGAUCUUGUUCGGCGGGACCCUGAUGCGCUGGGUCGAAGAAGUCUCCACCAUCGCCGCUCGCCGCGUCUACCCUACCGCAUCCUGGUCAAGCGCCGCCAUCGACUCGUUGACGUUCAAGACGGCCGUCCAGCCGGGCGAGGUCGUCUAUGUUAGGGCGGCGGUGAUCAAGGUCUUUGAUUCGUCGCUUGAGGUGGCGGCUGUCGUUACUUGCGAGGAUCGCAAUUCGCCCAGCCCGAAAAUCCGCGAGGUCUCCGAAUCCUUCUUCACGCUCGUCGCCAUGGACCCCUCCUCCGGCCGCCCGCUCAAAGGCGUCCUCCGACACGUCGAGCUGCCUCCCUCCGGUCCCGUCACCGAACUUGCCUCGCUCGCGCAAAAGCGCAGGGACGACAGGUUGCUCGAUAAGCGGAUACUGCAGAGGGUCUAUGCAUGA
Molecule: messenger RNA, 1668 nt
Organism: Rhodotorula toruloides NP11
Lineage: Eukaryota; Fungi; Basidiomycota; Microbotryomycetes; Sporidiobolales; Sporidiobolaceae
Product: acyl-CoA thioesteraes 11
Exons: 8
Coding region: 1-1668 (555 amino acids)
Molecular function (GO): thiolester hydrolase activity
Source: RefSeq, a predicted model, not a curated record